This is a messenger RNA of Acanthopagrus latus (yellowfin seabream), 2773 nucleotides long. RefSeq names its product cholinergic receptor, nicotinic, alpha 4b (gene chrna4b). Gene Ontology annotation, biological process: signal transduction; regulation of membrane potential; monoatomic ion transmembrane transport. Gene Ontology annotation, cellular component: synapse; neuron projection; postsynaptic membrane. The record is from RefSeq and is a predicted model, not a curated record. Lineage: Eukaryota; Metazoa; Chordata; Actinopteri; Spariformes; Sparidae. Gene Ontology annotation, molecular function: acetylcholine-gated monoatomic cation-selective channel activity; transmembrane signaling receptor activity. The transcript has 6 exons. The coding region runs from base 263 to 2170 and encodes 635 amino acids.
GGGACUUUUAAGUGUUUGGUCAACUAAACUACAUACUGACACCCGGACCGGACAGGAGAACGACUGAGGAGAUGGGCAGAUGGGACCAAGAGGGACACCGGGCCCGCUGCUGACAUGGACCGACACGACCUCUCCAUCUGGCUGUUUAACCUAGUCUGAACCUCCUGAAGACUCACUGCUACAGGACAGAUGACUGAGAUCCAGCAGAAGUUGGAGGGGGUUCUUUCAUAGAGUUGGAUCCUACUAAAGGACUAAGGGCACUAUGGAUUUAUACAAAUGUUUAAGUUUACUUUUCUUCAGUCUCUGUCCACAAGUUUUUUCACAGGUUGGACCACGUGCUCACGCCGAGGAGAGGCUGCUCCAUGAUCUAUUUGUAAAUUACAGUAAGCUCUCCCGGCCUGUGGAGAACACUACAGACACAGUGCUAGUUCACUUUGGACUGUCCAUUGCCCAGCUUAUUGAUGUGGAUGAGAAAAACCAGAUGAUGACAACAAACGUCUGGGUCAAGCAAGAAUGGAAUGAUUACAAACUCCGCUGGAACCCGGAGGAAUACGAAAAUGUCACCUCCAUCCGUAUUCCCUCAGAGAUCAUCUGGAGGCCCGACAUCGUCCUCUACAACAACGCUGAUGGCGACUUCGCUGUAACUCACCUGACGAAGGCGCACCUGUUCUAUGACGGCCGUAUAAAGUGGAUGCCGCCAGCCAUUUACAAGUCUUCAUGCAGCAUAGAUGUCACCUUUUUCCCUUUUGACCAGCAGAGCUGCAAGAUGAAGUUUGGCUCGUGGACCUAUGAUCGUGCGAAGAUCGAUCUGAUCAGCAUGGCCGGCGAUGUGGACCAGAUGGACUACUGGGAGAGCGGAGAGUGGGUCAUUGUCAAUGCAGUGGGCAAGUACAACACCAAAAAGUAUGAGUGCUGCACUGAGAUCUACGCAGACAUCACUUACUACUUCAUCAUUCGGAGGCUGCCGUUGUUCUACACCAUUAACCUAAUCAUCCCCUGUCUGCUGAUCUCCUGUUUGACUGUGCUCGUGUUCUAUUUGCCCUCGCAAUGUGGAGAGAAGAUCACCUUGUGUAUCUCGGUGUUACUGUCCCUUACAGUCUUCCUCCUGCUGAUCACAGAGAUAAUACCGUCCACAUCGCUGGUGAUUCCACUGAUCGGUGAAUACCUGCUCUUCACCAUGGUCUUUGUCACGCUCUCCAUCAUAAUUACGGUCUUUGUGUUAAACGUGCACCAUCGAUCACCACAAACCCAUGGCAUGCCUCAGUGGGUGCGGAGAGUAUUCUUGGAUAUGGUUCCUAGAGUCCUCUUCAUGAAGCGCCCGCCGGGCACAGCCAAGGAUAACUGCAAGAAGCUCAUUGAGAUGAUGCACCGUCCUACCACCAUAUCUGCAACAGGAAACUCCCAGGCCUUUUGGUCAGGGCUGGAGACAGGGUUGAGACAGAUGGGCCAGGUAGAGAACACCCACCCAAAGACUCCAUCUGACAGUCCAAGUAUCCUUGUCUGCUCACCUUCUCCACCCUCUUCCCCGCUUGAUGACUGCAGUGAGGAAGAGCACUCUCUAAAGGCCAGCAUCUUUUGCCAGUCCCCGUCCGGCCAGUACUCAGUUCUCUCAGAGAAACAAUCCUUACGUGGACACAACUCUGUUGCCUCAUCUUCUUCCCAACUAUCCUUACCCCCAACUUUGCCGCUGGGGCCACUUCGCAGCCUAUCCAGGGAAGAACUCAAUACACUUGCCCCGAAUGGCCGCUCCAUCAGUAUUGAGCAAAUGUUUGACCAACAGAAGGAGCUUCCUCAACCAGAUGGACAUCGAUGUCGUUCCCACAGCUUCCAGUACUGCUGUCUGCAUGAUGAAGGGACCACAGGGCUGCUGAAGAAACAAGCCUCACCAGAUCACAUAGCAGAAACCCUCACAGCAGCGUCUACUAAAGACGCAAGUACCCAACAGACCACCGUAGUUCAAACUAUUUCCCCAGCUAUGCAACGAGCCAUAGAGGGAGUUCAGUACAUUGCUGAUCAUCUCAGGGCAGAGGAUGCAGAUUUUUCGGUAAAGGAAGACUGGAAGUAUGUGGCCAUGGUCAUUGACAGGAUAUUCCUCUGGAUGUUUGUACUGGUGUGUAUACUGGGAUCUGUUGGACUCUUUCUUCCUCCUUGGCUGGCUGGAAUGAUCUAGAACCUCCACGAACACUUCCGGGAAAACACGCUGUCUCAUAUUGUAAAAUAAGAACGGUUUAUCAUUUAUCUUUUUAUUUCCUAUUUUUCAAAGGAGCUACAAGUCACACUCCUUGCUCUCGCCCCAGGUUAUCAAAAGGUUAUGGACGGAGAACCGAGAUUAAAUAUCUAUCACUGAUUCCACUGGGUAUAUGAAUUCUUUAUGAGGGCAAAAGGCCAACAGCAAAAAUAUCCUUCUGCACCACUCCAUUUUGACAUUGAGCUGUAUGGCUCAAGCUGUCACCCUCAUAAAAAGCAGAGAAAAAGAGACCCAUUUACAACUGCAGAAAACAGCACAGAAGGACCAUGAGAUAUUUAUAAGACUGUAGAAGGUUUGGUUUGAAUCUCAAUUUUAACAUUCCUGAUGAAAAUGUCGAUGUUUCUUUGACAACAGCACAGUUGCCAGUGCAGUGAACUCACCGAAUAUUCAUAAAAUAUUCAUGUUUCUGUGCAACAUGAUUUGUCAAUAUUCAGUGCUGGGAAGGAGUUGAGUGUGUUCAGGUGUUUUUGUCAGGCCACUGCUUUGGCCAGCACACAUAUAUCUGUUAUUUUCUAAUCCUAGCCA